Symbiodinium necroappetens is the source of this 5412-nucleotide messenger RNA. The record is from the annotation of a GenBank genome assembly. Lineage: Eukaryota; Dinophyceae; Suessiales; Symbiodiniaceae.
AUGGACAAGAGUGGCAUGCAGAUUCCACUUCGGGUCUUUGCAGCUGCAAUUUGCAUUCCCAUCAUUUUGGCAAGUUGUAGUUUUGGGGAACUUUGCCGAACUGAGUUAGAUUGUGCUUCCCAAUGGAGAGCAGAUUAUCAAGAUUACUUCAGGCCCCUGUCUUUUGCGCGAGUGUAUGCCAAUGAUGCUGGCGCUCCCAUGCCAGACAGUGAGAAAACUUUGUCCACGAUCGAGUUGCACCGCAUGAAAGACUCGGCAGAUCAGCUCCUCAGUUCGAGAGAGGAAGGUGGCAGGCUGCAGGAGCUAGAUCUUAUUGUAACCGAUGCAGCAUAUAAAGUCUUGAUGUGUUGGAACUCUGGGGGGCGCUUUUGGUACUUGGAGACGGACGUUACCAGCUCUACAGCUUGCGUGCCUUCCAUUUGCACUGAAGAGCAUAUUGAAAGGAAUGUUGCCCGGAUGUUCUUUGAAAAGAUAGCUCCGCCCGGUUUCAGCCCGGAAAUAACCCUUGUGCGCGAGCUCUUUCAUUGGGGACAGAUGCAGCUGGACUUCGUUAUUAUUGGGAUGGAUGGUUGUGGUAGCACAUCCGUGCACAGGAUACUGGCGCAGCAUACGGAGGUCACGUUCACCAACAUAUCCGUCUUCAACGUUGAUGAAGAUUUCUUCCUGAUAGAGAUGGGCAGGCAAACGUUGCCUUUUCGUGCUCAAGUGGAGCGCUUGAACCUUUUUCGCAUGGAGCUCCAGGCCCUGAAGGGCGACUCCCAGCUGGUCGGGCUUUAUCAGCCCUACAUGUGGCAUGUUGAUGUGCUGAGGUUGGCGAUCAAGCAAAUGCCAAACCUAAGGGUACUUGCCACAGUUUGUGACCCUGUAGAUCGCUUUGAGCGUCGCAUGCACGGCCAGAGUAGGCCAUCUGACGAGAAGUUGUCGGAAUCCGUGGAAAGGCAGCUCAACGACGAUGCCUCGGUAAAUCUUGCGCAGAAAUGGCGUGGGUGGCAUGCGGCCUUUGGGCACCGAAUUCUUUUCGUUGAGCAGCUUAGACUCAGCUCGCAUGAAACGUGGAGAACCAUUUCCGAGUUCUUGAAAAUCCGGCCAUUCCCGCGCACCUUCCGAUUCCCACGCUAUAACGCACGUGGUUCGCGGUCGAAUCUUUGUCAGCACCGGAGACUACUGGACGAGUUGAAGGAGCGCUUCAGGUCGGAGUACGACUUUUUGCAGGAAAUCUUCGGAUCCGAAGGCUUCAAGCACCGCUGGACUCAUUGUGAAAGGAUGGAUUCCAUGAACACCGCAUGUGUGAAGAUGUUUGUGUUUGCUCAAGAGAACAUCAUCCAGCGACUGCCAUCGCUGGCGAAGGUCGGGGGGUGCGGGAUGCACCAUGUAGGUGAUGUCUUGCUGUCGUUCUUGGCAUGCCUCGACAUCCGUGCAGAGAUUCUGCAAAUGUUCUUUCUUGGUGGGCAUAUCGGCUCUGGUAACAGCUUGAUCCUGGAAGAGACGCUAACAUGGGCCGUGAUGGAUGAGGCCGCUGAUCGAUCGUGCUGCAGGUGGUCUGAUGCGGCACUCCUGAUGUUGGCACUCAUCUGUCCUACUGAGGUGGCCAAGGUUGAGACCAAGGCAGGACGAGCGUUGGCGAUGAUAUCAGGUGCUCCUGGAAUCCUCCAUCAGGGCCAUGCGGAUGGAGAGAUCCCCCGGCAGGCAGUGCGAAUGGAGCAUUUCUUCCCCUCUUCGCUCCCGAGAGGGUCACACUCCGGAGGCCCUUGCCGCCUUGCAGUUACGAUUGCUGCAGUGAGUGCUGCGGCAGCUCGCCGCCAGCCGCGACCGGCCGUGCCGUGGAGGCUUCCGCUCCAGGCAUCGGACGAUGCUGAGCCCGGCACGACGGCUGUGUAUGCAAGCAGUUCACAAAGUGUUUUGGAUAGGCUCUGGCAGAGCCAAAGGCAAAACAUGCAGGUGCUUGCCGUGGGCAUACUUGGUGCCAUGCUCUUCGGCACCUUUGUCACACUCACCCAGGGCGUCGUCGCGGGUGCUGAAUGGUUUGCAUGCUACGUCAUCGAGUAUUCCUUGUCCGUCGACAAUCUCUUCGUUUUUAUUGUGAUCUUUGACUACUUUAAAGUCACUGGUGACCGCCAGUCGCAAGUUCUCAACUACGGCAUCGCCGGUGCUGUGGUCUUGCGUUUUCUUUUUGUCUACCUGGGGGCGCAGCUGCUGCAGCGCUUCGACUUUCUGAUCUUGUUCUUUGCUGCUAUUCUGGUGUAUGCAUCGUACCAGGGCCUUGCCAGCCGCGACGAUGACGAUGAUGAUGACACAGAUUCCAUUGAGGAAUAUGGUGUCUACAAGGCACUGAAAAAUCUGUUUGAGAUCUCGCCGCGCUUGGAUGGAGACAAGUUUUUUACAGAGUUGGAUGGGAGAACGGUGGCAACACCAUUGCUUCUGUGCCUGCUGGUGGUGGAGUUCAGUGACAUCGUGUUUGCCACAGAUUCUGUGCCUGCUGUGUUGGGAACCACCAAGGAUCCAUUUAUCGCAUAUUCGUCGAACAUUUUUGCAGUGUUUGGGCUGCGAUCUUUGUUCUUCAUCCUGCGCGAAGCCAUGACGAGGUUUACCUACUUGGAGCCAGCGGUGAGUUUUGUGCUGGGCUUCAUCGGACUAAAAAUAGUUGUGGAUUACUUUGAGAUCAUCGAGGUGCCUGUUAUGGGCUCACUGGCCAUCGUUCUCUCCAUCCUGGCCACCGGGAUCUACUUGAGCAUCAAGGUCGCGAGUCAGGACGCGAAGGAUCUCGACUCGCCCUCCGACACCGGCAGUUGCCUCAGUGGCUGCAGUCCGUCUUCUCCACCGACUCACAUCUGUGUCCGCACGCAGGCAAGUAGCGACCCAGUGGAGGGCGCAUUUGCUGCAGGUGUGUUGCAAGACCUGGCACUUGCGCAGCCGGAGCUGCUUAGACCCAGCAUCGAGUGGUUGGUGCUUGCGGAAAAGUACCCGGAGUUCGACCUGGAGGUCCCGGGUCGGGCACCACGCUUCUUGGGGUUGCUGAUGGGAGAAAGCUCCAGAAUGGAUAUGUACAAUAGGAGCAGCAAAGUCUUGUUGGACAUCAAAGCUCCCGCCCGUGGGCAAGUUGCUUCGCGGCAAACUAGAUACCGCUAUGCGGCUAUGACAAAUCUCGCAGAACUUGCAGCUGCCUUCCCUGGCAGGGGACAGUUGGACACGUUGCUGUCCUUGCGCGACGACGAGAUGUUCCUGAAAGUCUGUUGUGAUCGCCACCAGGAAGAUGCCAAGGGCAUGCCAUUUCUAUGCUGGCCCGAGUUUGGGGCUGGGCCAUGUGGCGGAUACUGGCAGUGUUGCUUCAGCAAGCUUCGCUUCUACCUGCAUGAGCCCGCUGGCGUCGAGAGCAUCCUCGCCCCGUGGAUGCGCCGCAGAUUAGAUCAGGACUUCGGCAUGUACGAGUCGCAGAUGGCGACAAGACCAAGACUCCCAACGUUGAACAGCACUCUCAGUGCCGAGCUGUGCCGUGUGUGGAUGCCUGGACCUGCUGGGGAAACAGGCCCGUGUCCCCAAAGGCCUGCUCCAAGGUACAGAGGUGCUUGCAACGAUCGGUGGGUGUCGAUGCUGGACACCGUCUUGAAGGUGAUCCUGUGGAACGUGCCGACGACUUCAUGGCCAGAACAGGGCUUCUCUUUUGAGCUCCAGUCCUUGAGAAAUCUACCACCGAAGGCAGGUCUUCCGGACAAUCUCGGCACGGUGCAUCCUGCACCGCUUUGGCCAGAAGGUUUGCUUCGGCGCAUGCACGACUUCCCAGAGCUCGCCUUUCCCCCGAUUUUCUGCUUCUCCGCCCUGCCCUUCGUAAGGGAGGGUGUCGUUCUGAUUCCUUCAGAGAUUUUGGGCUCGGACAAGCAGCUCGCGAGCCUGGCUCGCACCAACGAGCUGCGCUUGGAAAAGCCUUACACUUCCAGCAAACCUUCCCUUCUCUGGCGGGGGUCGAUAGGUGAUUCGCAGUCCCUCGAGGACCAGAUUGCCUUCCUCCCGCGAUCCCACAACCUUACUGACCCGCAAGCCCGGGAAGCCCUGAAGGCAGUGGUUCAUCGGGCAUGUCAGAUUGAGAUGCGCGGGAAGUACGUGGCGAUGAGCAUGGAUUUUCCGGAUAUCUUAGAUUGCAAAUUCUCGUGUGGGCGCCAUCGGACUCUCGAGGUAUGGCCGCGGCUGGCAGAGCUCUUGGCUUCAUUGGGGCUGCUGGUGGAUCGUAUGCCGCUGAAGGAUUUUCUAGACUUCCGUUUUGGGGCCAUUCUAGAUGGUUGGUCGUUUGCUCGCAACACGGUGCUCACCCUCGCACUGGAUUUGACUCCUUUCCGCGUGGAGACCUAUUUACAAUGGUGGUAUCACGAAGGCCUUCAGCCGUGGGAGCAUUAUGUUCCUCUUAAGCCUGAUGUUUCAGCCGCCGAUGUCCGGGACAAGGUGAGAUGGGCAACGGCAGAGACCGCGGUUGCAGAGCGGAUCGCUCGUUCUUCCACAGCCUUCGCGAUGCGCUGGUUCCCGGAGCCCAUGCAGAUGGCUUAUGUCGCAGCAGCCCUGAUGCGCUACGCACGGACUUUUUCAACUGGCGGGGCUGUCUCGGGCCUGGAGGAGAUUUUCAGAAGCAAGGCUUUGAGGUGGUCCGGAGCCUCCUUCGACAUCGAAAAGAGCAGUCCCUAUGGCAGCGGCCAGCUGCCAGCGGCCAUGGCUCAGAUGAAUCCGCUUUCCGGCUCGUAUGCUCAAUUGCAGCCUCAGCCCGGGCAGCCCGGGCAGCCCGGGCAGCCCGGGCAGCCGGCGUCUCCCACCAACGUCGUACGCCCUGGGCAGGGCAGCUUUCAGCUGCAGCGCCCGGUGGGGAGCCUUGGUGCGAUGGACGGUGCGCCUCAGGUGAUGAUGCAACACGGUCAGGGAAUGAGGACCGUGCCGGCCAACGCUUCCAUGGGACAUGGACCGUCUCGAGAGCAGGCGCUGCAGCAGCGCGUCGCCGAUUUGGAGGAGGCCCUGAGGGGCAAGGACCAGGAGAUCAAGGAGCUUCAAACGGCUCUUAGCCGAGCGGGUAUAAAGCUUCCUUCCAGCUUCGCCAAGAAGGCCAAAGCGCGAGAAAAGGUCGGCAGCGGCGGCUUUCGGAAAGUCUCGCAGUCGCAGCCUGCGGUGCCCUACGAAGCCAUUGACCAGGAGGAUCCGAUUGACCUCCGCCUGGAAGAGUUCUACAAUGGCACAGGUUCAGCGAUUCCGUUUCAGAGGAUUAACCGAGGAUUCUAUCGCUUUGGGGAGACCAUCCUGGAGCUGAAUAUCAUUAACCAUAAGCUGAUGGCGCGGACAGAGGACGGAUGGAAUCGAAGCAAGUUCGGUCCGAUCGAGAAGUUCCUCAUGUAUUACGAAAACAUUGAGAGGGAGAAGGCCGGGAUCCUCUUGGAGCCUUGA